AUGCUCUCUAGUGCCCCACUUGUCCUGGUUUUGUUAUUGUUGUUGAUCCAUUCGGUGAUUGGUGAAAGUGCUAAUUCAGACAAUUUUUAUCUAUUUUCCAUUGCCUCUCAGCAAUCAACAGACGUCCAAUAUGCCAGCGUUUGUGUAUCUCCAGAUACCAACGAUUUGAUUAUUAUUUCCACAGAGCUGGGUUUUGCCAGUAUUAACGGAAGUUUUGCCUUUGAAGGAUCAAUUUGGAAAAACGGUUAUUUGGACGAAAUCAGUGACGGCAGUGGCCAAAGUUCUAGUGGUAAUUUGAUUGUUAUUGAUGAAGAUUCGAAAAAACUCCAGAUUUCCAAUGUCCUGUCCGGUGCUGCUGGCCCAUUCUCCGUUGAAUACAGUAGCUUAAGGUUAGGUGGAUCUCCAACUUUUGUGGCUUGCAAAUCCUUAGAUUCUGAUGAGUUCUACACCAUCCAUACUGCUGAGUAUGAAGAUUGUCCAAAUCAAUCAUAUAAUAUUAGUUUGAGACCAAACUUGAUCAGCGAGGUCAAAACUUUACUGAGUUAUACCCCAAGUCAAAUUGACGAUUCCCAUUUCAAUUCAGCUUCAUCAUCUUCCACAUCAACUUCAUCAACCUCUUCAAGUUCUUCAACCUCUUCAAGUUCUUCAACCUCUUCAAGUUCUUCAACCUCUUCAAGUUCUUCAACCUCUUCAAGUUCUUCAACCUCUUCAAGUUCUUCAACCUCUUCAAGUUCUUCAAUCUCUUCAAGUUCUUCAACCUCUUCAAGUUCUUCAAGUUCUUCAGCCUCUUCUACCUCAACCUCUUCUACUUCUUCUACUUCUUCUACCUCAUCCACUUUGUCAACUUCAUCAACUUUGAUUACCUCAAACAAUGAGGCCACCACUUCUGACUCAACAUCAUCCUAUACAAUAACUUCAACUCCAUCAUCCACAUUUAACGCUCAAACCACAUUAUACACCAUGUCUGAAUCUCUGUCUUAUGAGACUGAAACCAGCUCAUAUGCAGUACUUACAGGCGGUGCUAGAGGUCUCCAAAAUGUCAUCUCCCAAGCAAAUUUGAUUGCACAAGGAUUGAUGUUUGGAUUUAUCUCUGUGGCUUUGUUAUCUUCAAUUUAA
This is a messenger RNA of Saccharomycopsis crataegensis, 1116 nucleotides long. RefSeq lists its product as uncharacterized. NCBI's taxonomy places the organism in Eukaryota, Fungi, Ascomycota, Saccharomycetes, Ascoideales, Saccharomycopsidaceae. The transcript has a single exon. The coding region runs from base 1 to 1116 and encodes 371 amino acids. The record is from RefSeq and is a predicted model, not a curated record.